GCAAGAUGGAGGCGGCGCUGGGACGGCGCGGGCGGCGGCUGUUGCCGCUGCUACUGCCGUUGAUCGCCGCGCUGCAUCUGAGCCCGUCCGCCGCGCUGCCGCUGGGACAGGUACCGGAGGGGCGGCGGGGGGGCUCGCUGGGAGCCGAAGCCGCGGGUGGAGGAGGCGGGCGAGGCCGGCGGGGCGGCGCGGGCGGCGGGGGCUGCGGGCUCUGUGGGCUCUGUGAGCUCCCGGCGUAGCGCGGGGCGGGCGCAGGUGCGCUGCCUGCAGACCUCAUCCCGCUGUGCGCGGGCGUUUCGGGAUGAGAUGUACGGGAAUAGGCGCAAAAGGACAGCGUUACGCGUCUGCCACAAACUUGGUUACUGCGUGCCCGCUGCUUCCUGCCUCCCCUCAGUGAUUCAUCCGUGUAGCGUUUGAUGGCUGAAAAAUAUCUGGCAGGCUGAGGGGGAAGAACGCUAUGGCUAUCCGUACUGCUGGGCACAUCCACCUCGUGCUCUGUGUGUGUGUGUGUGUGUGCCCACCGCAUCGUGAUGGACUGGUGUUGCGCAAAUACAUGGUGCGUUAUGGCCACGUCUCCUCCCAGUGAUGUCUGUGCUUCUGAAUUGAACUCAGAGCAGGUUCCCAGUGCAGCAGCAUAUUCAUAGAAUCACAGAAUGGCCUGGGUUGAAAAGGACCACAAUGAUCAUCGAGUUUCAACCCCCCCUGCCGUGGGCAGGGUCCCCAACCACCAGACCAGGCUGCCCAGAGCCACAUCCAGCCUGGCCUUGAAUGCCUCCAGGGAUGGGGCAUCCACAGCCUCCUUGGGCAGCCUCUUCCAGUGCAGGGCAUUGUGCUGUCUGCUUUCUCCUUCCAGUGCCCAUGCUGGGUUCACCCAGCCAUUGUACAGUCACUAUCCCAUGGGAGGAUUUGUUAGGGCCCCUUUUCCGCAUGGUACUGGUUGAAACAGAGCCCUCCUGAGGGCUUGGCACAGACCCUGCACUGGCACAUCCUGAGCUCACUUCCUUGUCUCUACUUCCCUUUGCAACCAUUGAAAGUGAGAUGGGCUUAGCUCUUCAAGAUGGGGAUCUAGAUCUUCAGACAUCAAUACUCCAAGUCAGAUGCAGUGAGGUGUGGAAGCACAGAGACAGCUCAGAAACGAUCAGAGUCAAUGUUAUGAUGUUGAAAAGCAAUGGAGAAUUUCAUAAAGGACAGGUUGUCUUUAAUAUCACCUAUGUUAACGGACAGGUAUAUCUAAAUGAUUUUCCUAUGAGAAGUGGAGUUGCCCACAUAACGUGUCAAACAGUAAUAUUGGAGAAUGGAAGCCUGGAUGAUACAGUAGAGCAGCAGCGCCUGGGAACUGUCAGUGUUCGCAUCAUGGUUCAUGAGUGGCCUUUGGCAUCAAGUUCUGAUCUGCAGCUGAUUGUCAUUCAGGAAGAAGUGACAGAAAUUGAUGGAAGGCAGGUUCAGCAGGAAGAGGUAUCAGAAAUAGAUAUCUUAGUGAAGGACCUGAGGGUACUGAGACAUUCAAACUACACUGUCCCUUUGAAAGAGAGUAUGCUGUAUUCCAUCCCAAGGGACAACGAUGUGCUAUUUACACUUCCCAACCUCUCAGGAAAAGAUAUUCAAGAUCCACUGCAAACUACCAGUCAGUACCUGAUCUGGCAGGUAGAAACCACAGUGGAUGAAGAGACAUUACCUGGCAAGUUACCAGAAACGCCUCUUAGGAUAGAACCUCCGUCCUCCUACAAGGUGAUGUGCCAGUGGGUGGAAGACUUGAGAAAAUGGCUGUGCAGAUUCUGGUUUAAAUCUUUACCCAUUUUCUUUAAUGUGAUGGAAGUCGUUGUGGUUGGAGUUAUUGGAGCAGCGCUCAUUCUGAAAGUCUUAAAGGUGAUUUUCCCUUCCUGUGAGCCCAAAGGCAUUCUUCUCCUGGAUCAAAUGAGCUAUGUACCUGUGAUUACCAUCAGCUUGCCUUCAGAUGCUCCAGACAGGAAAAAUAAUUUAGAUGAGAAAACAUGUACUUAACAUUGUAUUUACUUCAGAGUUGCUCUUUUUUGUUGUUGUUGUUGUUUGUUUGUUUUUAAUGAAUUUUUAGUUGACUUGAAAUUUGGCACUUGAUCUUAAUACUUUGUUUCCUACUGAGAAAACUAAGCAAGUUGAUUAAAUAGUAAAGGAAUAGUCAGGAUGAGGCCCAAAGCUGACUUCCCUGUACUUCUUCAAAAAACAUGCAGCCUUUUUCUCAAGCUUCAAAAUAUAACAGCUACCAUUGGUUUUAACUUCUGUGAAGUCACUUCUCUGCAGCUCAGACAGGAUGCUGGCUGCCUUCACACCUACAGAUAAAACAGCUCUCCUAAGUAGCCAGCUGAUGACAUUCAGGGUGUCCUGAAGUCUCCAAAUGCCACUUUUCAGAAAAGGACAAAGGAGUAUCACAAACGUUACGUGUGCCUGCAAGCCAAAACAGAGCUGCCCAACCUGGAUUCAGGUCUCUUAGGGUUGAGUGUGCCUUGCAAGGAAAGUAUCACUACCAAACAUUUGUAUUGCUCAAGUAAUUUGACAUAUAUGCAAAACAAAAUUUAAAAAGGUAGAUUUGUAUUUCAAGCACUUUAUACUUUUAUGACCCCCUAAUGCUCAUAAAAAUUGUUAGCACUUAAAACUUGGCUUGUUCACAAGGUUCUGUUUGUAUUUGUGACAGUGCUAUGUGACAUCUCAAAAUCAAGGAAAAAAAGAAUCUACAAUACUGGCUUACUAAGUAGGCCCAGUCUUCCCAUGCUGAUUUGUACUGUUCAUGUUUUUCAAAUAAACAUUUAAAUUGUUUAUUA
Gallus gallus (chicken) is the source of this 2795-nucleotide messenger RNA. RefSeq names its product glycoprotein integral membrane 1 (gene GINM1). Lineage: Eukaryota; Metazoa; Chordata; Aves; Galliformes; Phasianidae. The record is from RefSeq and is a predicted model, not a curated record. The transcript has 8 exons. Bases 1039 to 2001 code for a protein of 320 amino acids.